Papaver somniferum (opium poppy) is the source of this 396-nucleotide messenger RNA. RefSeq lists its product as uncharacterized. Lineage: Eukaryota; Viridiplantae; Streptophyta; Magnoliopsida; Ranunculales; Papaveraceae. The record is from RefSeq and is a predicted model, not a curated record. The transcript has a single exon. Bases 1 to 396 code for a protein of 131 amino acids. Gene Ontology annotation, biological process: shoot system development; root development.
AUGACUGAAGUUACUUCAGCAAUGCUUUUAAGAAAACCCAACUCACAUGUCAGGUCUGUCAGUUUGCCAACUAAAUCUCAUCCCGAGUUCUUAAAACUUGAGGAAGAAUUGAAUAAGAUCAAGGCUUGGGAGUUAACAGCAAAAGCAGCAGUGUCAUCAACGUCUACUUUUACAGCCAACACAAUUGAAGUUGGUUUGGCCAGCCUUGGCGAGGUGUACAGUAGCUUUGAGGAUGUUCUUAGUUUGUCUAUCACAAAACAAGCCCUAAUGGGUUGCCGUCAAAACAAGGGAUUGGUGGAUGAGAUUCUAGAUGGGACACUUGAAGCAUUGGACAUAUUCAGAACUAUAAAAGAUGCUUUACCGUCAAAGAAGGAACAAGUUCAAGGUCUUCAAUAG